Molecule: messenger RNA, 1696 nt
Organism: Porites evermanni
Lineage: Eukaryota; Metazoa; Cnidaria; Anthozoa; Scleractinia; Poritidae
Source: the annotation of a GenBank genome assembly
UUGGGCCCACUCUCUAAUGGCUGGGAGAUCAUAAUAGAUACACUUGUCAUGAUGGGUCCUUUUGAGGUCAGCAUUGUCUGCAACGAUUUAAAUGUCUUAUAUUGUCAGGUUGUGACCAGGUCUGGUCUGCGCAUACCUGCUGGAGUUGGUGUCGCCGGUUCACGGCCAAUACCGCACCAGAUCCUUUCUGCAUCAGACAUUACCGGAUCAACAAUCUUGUCACGCCUUGCAAUGCAAGAUGCAUGGGUCCUAGGACACACCUGUAAGAUGUGGCCGAAGGACUCCGGUCUGCCGCAGCAAUCGCAUCUGAUGUCAUGUUGGGGCCGACCUCUAGCUGAUCUUAAGGCUGUGCUGACCAAGUUGCCCCUAAUCUUGAUCGCACCAAUAUAAGCAUGCCCCUUAAGAGUCAUAUUCCCCGAUGUUACCCAUUGAUGUUGCGCAGGUACCUGUGGGGCUAUCGCCAGUCCUAGCUCAUCACGUGAGCUGUGUAGUCGUUGUGCUAACACACUCCUCAGACCCUGCUGUGUUGCCACAACAGAGCCAAUUCAGAGUGGUCUGGUUUGCUCUGAGGAGUUUAUGUGCGGCCGGAGUUUCUAGCAUGGCACGUACCGCCUGGUCCGGAGAAUUAGCCAUUCUAGCAGUUCUAACAGAGAAAGACUUAAUCCACCAUCAACCGCCUUAGCAUGGGAAAAGGCGAUUGAGGUAUCCUUGUAUCCUUCAGGAGUUUAAGGCAGGACCUAACAGCAGAUCACAUAGUCUGAUGGCGCCAUUUCAAGUACUUAGAAGAUGAUAGUGUUAGAGUGAGCUGUUGGAUUAGUUUGGGAACCAGAUGACACCUAGCGAUAUACACCCUCUGUUAAGGCUUUUAAGAUUUUAUUCAGCUCCUCCUUCAGCGAUUCAGCAAUGGUCACCUUAGUACUUUUUGGUGAGAUGUUAAUGCCUGAGUACUUGUAGACUUGGCUGACUGUUUGGUACUAACUCCCCACACACCCGAAGGUACAGGUGUGGAUACACCUUCCACUUCUUUGCUCUGCCAUCUAUGUCUAACCGGAUACUCACUGACUUUCCUUGCAGACCGGUACUGAGUUCCAGGGGUUACAGCGUGAGCUGGUGGCCCAAAUCAUCAGCCAGCGCCUGAAGUCCAGCCGAGGACCUUGUGAUUAACGCAAUGUCAUCCACAAAGGCGUGGUGGUUAACUCUGACACCUCCAACUUCCGUUCCAAGCUCCGGACCAAGGCCGGCAUGUGACAAAUCAAUCACGGCAUUGAAUAAAUGGACGUUCUUCGGUCUCUUGUCUGACCCCCCGCUCAAUCCUGAUCGGUUCGCUUAGCUUGGUGCCGAUCCUAAGUCUAAUCUGUGCAUUGCUAUACAGCUCACGCAGGUAGCCCAGGAAAGGUCGUGGAAGCCCUAUGCGAGCGGCUGCAACCAAGAUAGGUUGAUGGGAUACAGAGUCGAAGGCCUUCUUCACGUCCAUAAAGGCAAUGUUGAGAGGGCAGAGGAUAUCCUGAUGGUGUUUGAUAACCGUCUGUGUAAACCAUACCGCGUCAGCUAUUCCGUCACGGGACCGGAAAUCCUUUUGGCAGAGACUGAGCGGAAGGUGCAUCUCCAUCCUUUGUCCCAGGAUCCUAUGGGAACAUCUCACCACGCUACCGGAUAUCGUAAUGGGACGAAACUCAUUAGGAGCACCUGCUCCUGA